CAAGAUUCACAACAGAGCCGAAAGACGUGGCGCUAAUCUGCAUAUUUAUAUAAUAAAACCGGUCAUGUUAGCAUGAUUAAGAUUUUUGUUUCCACAAUACGGGUUUUAGUUUGCAUUCAAACUUUAUUUUGAGAGGUCAGCGUUUGUGCAUCCGGCAAAUAUGGCUAGCUUGUUAAGUGGGGGCUGCUGUUUUCUGUUGAACGUGACGAGAUUCCAGCACAAACCCGAGAUUACCGCCGCUGGUGGGAUGUCUGGCUGAAACACCGGAAAACCGACUCUAGGGAAAGACCACUGACACUUGUAAUUGUUUUUAUUAUAAAUACCGGGUCUUGAGUAGCUAAGGUUUGAGCUAACGUUAGCUUCACGGUAACGGUUUAACGGUCCGUCAACCAUGUCGGAGGAGGUGAGUCUGUACGACCUGCUGAACCUAUCCAUCGGGACCCCCCAGAAGUCCUCCGUGAACUUCGGCGCCCUCCACUCGCUGCUCCUCGCCAUGCUGAAACAGCUGAAUCUCCGGGAGGUGAAGACCCGGUGGAGGGACUCCUCUCCGGGUUAUUGGAGCCCCGAUCUCACGGCGGCAGAGAAGGAGGUUCAGGUGGAGGUUCAGCCGGACACAGACUUCCAGAAUCGGGCAGCGACUCCCUCAUGCCCGGGCCCGGUCCCCGACCAGCUGAACCUCCUUUCCCGCAUCCAGACAUGUGAGGACGGCCUCUCUAAGUCGACGAGGCUGAUCCUGGACCUGAACGAGCAGAACGAGCGUCUGAAGGAGCAGAUGGAGGAGCUCCGGCAGCAACACGAGAUGGUCGGUGACGCUUUGGGGACGGCCGCUCGGGUGGAGAGCUGCUGCCACCGUGUGGACGCUCUGGAGGAAACUGUGAAAUCUCUGAGGGACGCAGUUCUGCCCGGCAACAGAGAGGGCGAGACAGAAAAAUUCCAGAAGGAGCCUGGAGAUUCAGGGGUCGAUAAUCAGCUCGUGGCAGCCAAACAAACUUCCUCGCCUUCCGGCAGUGACCUCACCGAACCUCCUCAAAGCAGCACACCUCCCUCCUCCCACCCCGACAAGGUCACCGUUGGACCAGCAGCUCCAAGUUCUCCAAAUAAAUCCGAGUGCUCUUCGGUCCAGUCAGGGCCGCCUCCACAGGCUGGUGUUAAAGCAGACUCUGCUGGUAAACCUCCAGCUUCAGAUUCCAACAGCUCCACACCAUCCACAGAGGCAGUGGAGGCCCUGAGGAGUGUGAGCCAGCUGCAGGAGAGGCUCGUCCAGGUGGAAGCUCACGUAGCGGUGUUAGAGAAAGGAAAGGCAGACCAGAGUCAGCUGGCUCAGCUCAGAGAGCUCAUCGCCACCAAAGGUUCCCAUGGAGACGCGUUCAGUAACCUGAUGGAUCAGCUAAAUGAGCAGAGAGGUUUGAUAGACCGCCUGAUGAGCGACCGAGGAAAGAACGUGGAGCUGGUGAACGGCGUGCAGCAGGCGAUGCUGCAGCUUCAGGCCGACUGUAAGAAGCUAAACGAGACGAUGAGAUCGAUGCACGAAGACAGCAAACGCAAGCAGAGACACAUCGAGGAGCUCUACAAGACGACGGAGGAGCUGGAGGUGAACAAGGCCGACAAGCAGAUGGUCGAGAGUGAAAUCAGAGCAGACAAAUCGGCCCUGGAGGGGAAAGUGAGCCGGCUGCAGCUCGACUCGGUGACGGAGCAGCUGAGCGGGAUGUUCCACGAGCUGCUGAACAAGGUGACGAGUCAGGAGCAGGACUGGCACAAACUCAUGGGCAAGCUCUCCACCGAGAUGGAGUGUAAGCUGAACCGGAUCGAGCUGGACUCUGUGAAGAAGCAGCUGGAGGAUCGCUGGAGGAGCAUCCACGAGAAGCUGCAGGCUCAGGCGGCGCCGGAGUACGAGGACGCCGCCGGGAUCAGGAAACAGCUCGUGGAGAGAUUCCACUGCCUCUCCUGCGACCGGCCCAUCGUGAAGCACACGCCCGGACCGCAUCUGGUGACGCUGCCCUCGUUUCCCGCAUUCCCCUCGCACAAGUCCAUCCGGCCGUUCACCGUUUACACCAUGGAGCAGUUACGCCAGCACUACCGGAGCCAGCAGCCAGGCACCAACCGCUGCAGGUACGAGGCAGCUAAGGCGUGCAGGAGCAGGGAGCGGCUUCAGAGGAGCCGCGUCACCGCGUGCAGGCAGAUAGAGAGCGUAGAGAUGCAGGGACGGCCGCAGCACGGCGAUGGCACGAACACAGCGCAAGGCCAGCACGAGCGCAUAUCUGAGCUGACGGAUUACGGUCACCUGGCUGCGGCGCGGAGCUGCGGCGGGAGUCACCACACCAACGCUGCGGGCAGCCAGCGCCGUGGCGGCCCGCAGUACACAAAACUCCACGGUGAGGUGGACGGUGCGAUGCAGUCGGAGGAGGUGGAUAUCGUUGGACUGGACGGGCGCAUUUACAAAGGGCGCCUGAACGUCCCGGCCUGCAGGAACUCCGAAACUAAACUGCCAACGAUCCCCACCAGAGACGGCGUGUAUAAGAGUAAGGACAAAGCCAAGCCUGCUGCCUCUCCGGAGGUGGGACCCAGCACUCCUCUUCAUCCGCCCUGCAGUCCCAGGAGCGCAGCGUGCAGCCGCUCGGCAUCCAGCUGCUCCGGUCGUGAUUGGCCCGUCUCGGCUCUGGGCUGUGCGUCUCAGAGCUCCAUCGCUCAGGGUUCAGCUGCGGCUGACAGCACCGCAGAGCCUCCAAGCAACGAGCCCCUCAACCUGUAGGGGGCAGCGUCUGCCUCCAUGUUGUGUUUAGUUUGCGAGUGCAGACAGAGGUUCGGGUAACCUCCUCCUGCUUAUCGUCCAGACUACACAUCCCAGAACCCCCCGUGAUGUGGCUCUGUACUUAUUUUUUCACUUUGAAUAUUGUUGUUAACAGAUAAUAAACUUUAGUGUGAAUUUAAUCACUUUUUAGAACAUCAGAUAUUAAACAUCAAACAGAUGUUAUUUAUCAUAAGUGAGCCACGUUUAACGUUUUAUCUUAAAGGAUCCUUUUGAUGUAAUUCACAGUAAAACGUCACCGAGUCUGUCUGAA
Pundamilia nyererei is the source of this 3059-nucleotide messenger RNA. RefSeq lists its product as uncharacterized. The record is from RefSeq and is a predicted model, not a curated record. The coding region runs from base 392 to 2749 and encodes 785 amino acids. The transcript is spliced from 17 exons. Lineage: Eukaryota; Metazoa; Chordata; Actinopteri; Cichliformes; Cichlidae.